Lytechinus variegatus (green sea urchin) is the source of this 5391-nucleotide messenger RNA. Its product is annotated as kynurenine formamidase-like. NCBI's taxonomy places the organism in Eukaryota, Metazoa, Echinodermata, Echinoidea, Temnopleuroida, Toxopneustidae. Gene Ontology annotation, cellular component: cytoplasm. The transcript is spliced from 11 exons. The coding region runs from base 112 to 1044 and encodes 310 amino acids. Gene Ontology annotation, molecular function: hydrolase activity. The record is from RefSeq and is a predicted model, not a curated record.
UCAUGUAACGUGAUCGACCAUGCAUAACUUUAGUUCGAUGUUUCAAACUAUCAACUUGUCGAAUUUGUUGGGUGCCGCAACGGAUGUUCAAAAGCUUUUAAGGUAUCUAAAAUGCCCGAACAAGUAGCAAAUGACGGCACCAGAUGGUCCAAGAACAGCUACAGCGAGGACUUAGACACAGCCUUUUCAUGCAGCAAGUGGAGUAAGCAAAAGCUCAGCCCAGAUGAGGUAGUUGAAGAUUUCAUCAAGAGAUGUGAUGAAGAGUCAGUUAAAUUCUUAUCAGAAGGUGCUUUUCAAUCACAACUCAACUUAGAAUAUGGAUCACAAGAAAGGGAAAAAAUUGAUGUAUUUUUACCAAAAUCUGCUAGUGUAGAUGCUCCUAUAUUCAUGUUUCUCCAUGGAGGCUACUGGCAGGCUGAGGAACUGAGUAAGGAUAAUAACUCUUUCCUUGGAGCACCUCUCAUCAAGAAUGGUGCUGUGUUUGUCACUGUUGGAUAUUCUCUAGUGCCCGAGUGUACUCUACAUGACAUGGUAGAACAAGUUCAAAAGGUGGUGGUGUUCGUGGCUAAAAGAUUUCCUCAUACAAGAGGGGUUUUCAUAUCCGGUCACUCAGCUGGUGGUCAUCUUGCGGCCAUGAUGCUCUCUGUUGACUGGUCAAGUCUUCUACAGGACAAGAAGAAUAUUAUCAAAGGCAUUCUUCCUAUUUCUGGUAUAUUUGAUGUACGACCCAUCACAAAAACAUAUAUCAACGAACCAUUGUCACUUACAGAAUCUAGUGCAGCUUCUGUAAGCCCUCAUCUCCUUGUGGAUGCUAUCCCAGAAUGCAACCUGGGGGUCAAAGUUCACCUUCUGUUUACGGAAUAUGACCCACCAGUACUCAAACAACAAGCACAAGAUUACAGUAAGCUUUUAUCAUCUUCAGGUCUAGAUGUUGAGAUGACAAUGUUACCUGAAAAAGAUCACUUUCAGGAGCUCAUUGAGUUAACUGAUGAAAAUUGCCUAUUUCAAAAGGUUUUUCUUCGGAUGAUGGGUUUGACAUCAUAAUGGCCAUCCUUCAAGUAAGGAAACCCCUGAUAAUUUGUUUUUAAUUGAUCACAGUAUUCUCAUUAUAAUGUAUGAAAUAGGAGUAUGGUGUUGGAUGUAGAAAACCUUGGCAUGGUUUACAAUGAAUAUAAAAAAACUGCAAUCAAAAGAGUCUGGUUAAUUAUAUCAUAUCAGACUCUGUUUUGUGUAUACACAGUGUGCCACAGGGUUCAGUAGUUGGUCCACUUAUAUAUGCCAUUUCACAUUCCGUUUUAUGUCUAUUGGAUGUGCGGCAGGGCUUCCUUUGUUAAUUACAUAGUGUGUGCCUUAGUGACCAGUAUUCAUGUAUGGUACACUGUUACUUAUUCUGUACACAGUACCAGGGGAUGUUCUGGGUAAUACCCCAAAUGUAGGUUAUUUCUAGUUAUCAAAGGCAUGUUGAUAUAUGUGACUAUCAUGAUUCUACCAAAUUAAUUUUGUUCUCUUUUAUUUGAAAGCUUGAUCAGGGAAGAGUUUUGUAAGAGGUGACUGUGACAGAAAUACUUGAAUUGCAAAUAAUACACACAUUAUUGUGGCUCACCACACACACAUAUACAUGUAAUUCAUUUUAAUUUCAUGCGUGCAUGACUAUUUAGUUUGGUUGCGGCACUGGGACAAACUAAACGUCAAUUGAGAUAUGAAAAUAGAAGUGAGUUAUUUUUUAGAAUUUUGUAGGUACACCAUUAAUUUUGGCUGGUUAAUUCUUAUUCUUCUGCCCUCUGUAGGUUGAGGCAUUAGGUUUCAGUCAGUCUCAUUUUGGAAAAAAAGGGUAAAAAUGUCUUGUAUGGGUGAAAAAAAAAAUAUUGCAAAUAAAUACAUUGAGAAUCUAAUGUUAAAGGCCUAUUAUAUAUUGAAGUAUGCUGCAAAAUAUGUUUAUUAGAUGGACUUAAUAGAUCAGUAUUGGUGUAUAUGGGCAAUAGAGUUGUUAUGUGUAGGAGCAACAUUAUUAACAAAAUAACAAUAGAAUGUAAAAUUUUAUAUUUUUAUACUAUAGAAGUUAAAAUCCCUUUGAAGUAACAUAGAAGACGAUGUAAAAUUCAUUUUGAACCUAAAAGUCUGAAUCUGGAUCAAAAUUUGAAGUAUACAUUUGAAUAUGGAAACUAAAUCUUAUUGGUUUGCAUUUCUAUUUAAAAAAAUUUAAGACAGUACUUUGAAUUCGGGGAAUUUUGAGAAAAUACUUUGAAAUAUGGGAAUUCUGAGACUAUAUUUAAAGGGGGAAUCCAUCCCAAAUAAGGGGGAAAAGAAAAAUUAGACAAGUUGAUAUGUGAAAGUUUGAACAAUAUCGGACAAACAAGAAAGUUAUGAUUUUUUAAAAGUUGUGAAUAUUGGUAUCCCUAUACCCACGGAGACUUCAAAUUGUCCACACAUGUGAUGUCCAUCUAUCCCAUAAAAUUGUCUGAAUUGAUAAAGUAAUGUUUUCCUAUUAACUACUUUGUAAGCUUUUCAAAAAUCAAUAAAACACACAUAUAAGUAUGAUUUCUUUUAAAACAUUUUAUGUAUAAUUGAUUUGAGAGAGAAUGCGUGGUCUGAAGUUUUAGAUAUCUUCUGGAAAUAUAUUUGUUCAGCUGCCAGUAGUUGAUUAUUUCAUAGAAAUUAUGUAGUCUAUUGUGCAAUAUUCUUGCAAAAAAUUUAGCCAAAGAACUUGUUAGUGCUAUUCCUCUGUAGUAGUUGUCAGGGUCAUUGCUACAACCUCCCUCAAAUAUUGAUGUUAUAAAGUUUUCUUUCCAUGCUUCAGGAUAUAUUCAAGUUUUUACUAUAGCAUUAAAUAUGUCAACAUAUAUGUUUAUAUUUGUGCUGCAAGAUGCUAAAAUCAUUUCACCUAGAAUCUUAUUCGGUCCACUUGAUUUUUUUUGUUUCAUGAGUUUUAGUGUGUCAAGUACUUCUUUCCUUGUAACAGUAGCAUUCAAACAAUCUGUAUAAUAAUAGCUACCUCUAUUCUGUUCCUCAACUAAAAAAUUAUUACUCUGUGUUUUAUUCAUCAGUUGUUUGAAGUGUGCAGUCCACUCAGAUGGGGUAAUGUUUAAGGAAUUAUUGUCUUUUCGUUUAAUGAAUCCGCAAUGCUCCAAAAUAAAGAUGGUUCUUUUGGUUUUGAGUUUAAAGUUUGUUGUAUAUAUUUUUUUAAGCCUAUGAUUUUUGUGGAUCAAUUUGCUCAAAAUUUAACGUUAAAAUAUUCUCCCUCAAAGAAUUAUCCCAAGGUUAUUUCUAUCUUUGUAUUAGACGAGGUUUAUUUUGACAUUCAUUAUUAAAAGUGAAUGACUGAAAUUAUAACAGGAAGUUAACUACAUAAUACAACAUAAUUUUUAUGAUUUUUAUUGAAAUAUAAAACAUUCUUAAUUUGUAAAAUGUCAUCUACCUUGAUUACAUCACAUCUGCAAUAUAUCAUGCUUGGUCAAUCUUUAUCCAGAACACCGUUUUGUGAGCAAGUCAACUUGUGCAUUCAAUUCCCAGGUGUCCUAGGUGAAGCUGUCUAAGGAUGUCAUUCCUCAGCGUCUUCGGUGUGUUAACUUGACUUCCCUUGAAGAGUACUCUGUAUGACAUUCUGAUUUCAUCUCUGUAAGACCAAUAUUGCUCAAAAGAUGUUUGUAACUCUUAGAUGAUUUUAGGCCAACCCUGAGUUACUAUAUUCCGUAAUGAUCUGAGAACUGUUUCUCUCUGAUGUUCUGUUCUUUUGUGCUGUCCAAAGAGUAUAAUGUCAAUCUUGUUUAAAUCUUUAGCUUCAGAGCAGAUGGAUUCCUCUAUGACCUGUAGCGGAACAAUACACACUUUCUUUGGGUUAUGAAGUUGGCUCAAGGUAUCAGAAAGAAUUAUGUCUUUUCCUGGUGGUACUUGACUUGACGUCUGUAUCCUUGGACUUUGAUAAAUCAGUCUCUGAACACUAAGCCUUCUUGCUUUGCUGUCUCCAUGUGAUGUAGAGAAUCCUGUUGUGUUUCUCCUCUGUUCUUCCUACAAUUGCUAUGUCAUCUGCAAUGCAUAUGCAGCCUGACACAUUCUGGACGAUCCCAUCCAUGAUCAGCUGGAAGAUAUCCUGGCUUGUACAUAGCAUGUAUAGCAAUCUUUGGAAGCACUAUCUUCCGAAUGGUGUGCAGAAUAUGGUGAAGUGUUGGCAUUCCUCUGCCAGAUGAACUGACCAAUAACCAGCCUUUGCAUCUAACUUGGAAAAGUUGAAGAAAGGUUGAACCUUUUUCAAGGCAUCCCUUCAAUCACCUUGGGUCAAGACAGUGCUGAUUGAUCUGUCUCUCUUCACAACUGUGGUCAUGUAGCUGUGCCAAUCAUUAUUGUAUUCAAUUCAACUCCUUGCUGCUCCAUCUUGUCCAGUUCCUCCUUGAUUUUGUCUUUCAUGAGUAUGCUGCACUUGCGGUGUGUGUCUUGGGCAGGUUUUAUUAUUUUGUUUUACAUGAAGCAUCAACUUUCAUUUGAAGCUACUAAUAGCAUUGAAUUGCUCUUUAAGUAAUUCAGGCUUUAUCAACAUUUAGUGUAGGAUAAUCUUUUGAUGCAGGCCCUGUGCUAGUGAUUGAAUGCAGAACUCUCAGGCCAUGUGUUUACUUCAUAUCAUUCGCUCAUCUCACACACAGAGUAUUGCAUGCUAUGCAAAUGUAGAUACAAUCAUACAUGUAUGUAUUCAUGUUUUUAUCACUGUUGCAUGAGUGGAUGCUUCAAUGGUUAGCAUUCAAUAAAGUUUGGUAGGAAUUUAUGCAAAUACUUCUCAACACAGGCAGCUGUCCUUGUCAUUUUGAGGCAUUCCAAUUAACCGAGCAUGCCACCAUGUAACACAAGUCUGAUAGAGUAUGGAUCUCUCGAGACUGUGAUGUUUGGUAAACUUUGAUUAAUAUAUAUGCAAUGUGGUUUAAUCAUGCCAGUCAAUUCACAAUAGAUACAAAUUGAAGUGUGUAGAUAUCAAUACUGAUAUCGCAUUUUGUAAUAAAGUGGAACUUAGACCGUCUGCGUUGAAUUUAGACUAAAAUAAUUAGACUAAGUGGGUAUUAGACAAAAUGUAGUGUAGACCAUUUUUUUUAGGCCAUGUUGUAUUAAGACUACCUGAAAAGUAGACUAAAUUGUUGUAGAUCAAGUUAUGUAAACUACAAAUAAAGGGUCCAUGUUGUAAGAUUCUGACCCAACAAAUUGUGUCAGAUCACUUUUAACCAGCAUUAUAAUGAAGACGAAAGAAAUAAUGAUAUGUAGGGGAAGGCGGGUAAGUUGAGCCACCACCCCCAGGCCAAUAAUGAAUGAGUCAGACAUUGUGGUGGUGUCAUGUAUUGAUGACCCAUUACAUAACCCUUUACCCAACCAUAUUGCUUUCGACUUCGAAACAAAAGGUACCUUUUUAGACGG